AUGGCUAAGGAGGAAGAGUUUCUGCUACAGACCCAUGCGCAUCUUUCUCAUGUCUUAACGGAGGAUCCUGCCUCGCGCCGAAUGGAGAAGCAUACUGCACUUGUCCACACGGUUAUACUGGGGUUUACUGCGAGCAAGGUACAGUCAAAGUGGAAUACUAGUAUUACGGACCCAUGUUUAUCACAGCCUUGCGUCAAUUAUGGAGAGUGUGUCCAGUAUGCAGAAUCAUACUAUUGUGAUUGCCCGUACCAAUAUUAUGGUGAAAACUGCGAAUACUCUACUAAUCCGUGUUCAAGCAAUCCUUGUCAAAAUGGUGCGACGUGUAUCAAUCAAGGAGACUCUUACGUUUGCUCCUGCAAAUAUUUGUUUAAUGGGGAGCAUUGUGAAUUUUCUGGUACAGACCCAUGCGCAUCAUUCCCAUGUCUGAACGGAGGAUCCUGCGUCGCGCCGAAUGGAGAACCAUACUGCACUUGUCCACACGGUUAUACUGGGGUUUACUGCGAACAAGGUACACCCCGUCCAUGUAGCAGCGAGCCAUGCCUUAAUGGAGGAUCGUGUGAGGACCAAGGAGAUUCAUAUUUCUGUGCAUGCCCAAACUAUUAUGUCGGUCCGAACUGCGAAAGAUCAAACGCAACGUCUUGUGACAUUCACUGUAUCAAUGGUGGAACCUGUCAAAUGCAACCCACUGGUCCAACCUGUUUAUGUAGACCUGGGUUCUACGGACACGGGUGUGAAUAUUCUCGAGAUCCUUGUCACAACAUCUUUUGUUAUAAUGGUGGUAGCUGUUUUGCUCCAGCAGACGACCCGAUGUGUAUUUGCCAUCCUGGAUUUAGUGGGGAGUUCUGUCAGGAACGCAUAAACACGACAGCAUGUGCAGAUUUCUGUUACAAUGGUGGCUCAUGUGACAUGCAGUCUUGGGGUCCGACAUGUCAAUGUCCGCCGGGGUUCUUUGGACCGCGAUGUCGUAUCGAUAUAUAUGUGGAUCAAUGUCGGGACGUUGAAUGUUACAAUGAUGGGACGUGUAUUGCUCCAGCAGACUUCCCCAUGUGCCAAUGUGCCCCUGGCUUCACCGGCGAACAGUGUCUGAACUCAGAUACAUUUGACCCCUGCUCUGGCUGGAACUGCUUGAAUGGUGGAUCUUGUAUUGCCGUAGAUGACUCUCAGAUGUGUAUUUGCAAAGAGGGUUACUCCGGUGAUCUCUGCCAAGAAGCUGAUGGUGCCUGUACCUCUAGCCCGUGUAUGAACGGAGGUUUGUGCAGAGAUUCGGACCCAUAUACAUAUCAAUGCUUCUGUCCCACUGGUUUCUCAGGCUCUCGAUGCGAAAUCGAUACUGUUCCUUGCUUUCCUAAUCCAUGCGGGUUAGAUGAGACUUGCAGGGGUGUACCUGAAACUGACGACCCUGCAGAUUACAUCUGUUUAUGCGAAAAUGAUUUCUGCAAGCCAGUGGGUGGUCGACCCAACAACGCUCUGUCAAGCACAGCAAAGAUCGUGAUCGGAGGGAGCUCUGGCGUAAUCGUCGUCAUUAUCAUGCUGGUGAUCGUUCUCGUCCUCGUUGUCUUCAGUCGUAGGACCUCGACCGGUAAUAUCUUGAAAUCGGCGGCGGCUUCCGAGAGCAAGAAAAACCUUAACGAUUCAAUCCCUGAAAAGGUCCAGUAUGAGGAAGAACGUUACCAGGUUGUGUAGAGGAGAAUUGAGUGAGCAGAGAGCUAAAUUGUAGACACUCUUUCGUCGUGAGGCCAGACUCAAUAGAUUUAAGAAUGUAGUAACCCUGAGCACUUGUUUUUUAAGUUUCUUUAUAUAUAUACUUAGAUUUAAUUGCAUGGCUGGACCUGCAUGUUACGAUCCAAAUAUAAAAGACAAUUUAUCGUUGCAUAGUCAUUAAUGAUUUGAUAGAUGAAAUACCUUCUCAAUUAAAAUAAGUAUCUACACCUUGCUUGUAUUAAAUUUUGUUUAUAAUGGACUCUUUCAUUUCAAACCAUGUUAUCUAUUUUAAUAAAGUUUAAAGUUCAUCAUUCCUAUACCUUACACGUAUUUAUAUCAAAAUGAGGGAUUUUUAGAAAAUUUAGAAUGAAAGAGAAAAAAAAUAAUGGCAAUAGACACUUCGUAGACACUCGUUGUACAAAGGGAACGUCAAAUAAGCUUGUCUUGAUUUUACAAAUCUAGUCUUUCUUUUCUGUAUUUAGCAUAACGUUUCGCUUCUGCCUCUUUAUAUUCAUAAUGAUUACAUGUCUAAUAUGUACUUAUACACUAUGCAUACGUAGAGGGAAACCUGUAACAUUGGUAAAUUUAUACAGUAGACUUGCGGAUGCACCAUGUGAGAGAGAGAUAUGGAUGAUUGAGGAGUCCUGAAAAGGACUCUCGGUAAUCUUUCUUGAGGGUGUGUAGUCCUGAACUGAAAAGUACGGAUAGUCAACGUGUUUGAAACGUCGAGCCACUUCCGCCACCUAUCCUCUCCAAGCGCUAUAGUUCUCC
Strongylocentrotus purpuratus (purple sea urchin) is the source of this 2472-nucleotide messenger RNA. Its product is annotated as sushi, nidogen and EGF-like domain-containing protein 1. The record is from RefSeq and is a predicted model, not a curated record. Gene Ontology annotation, biological process: heterophilic cell-cell adhesion; establishment or maintenance of epithelial cell apical/basal polarity. The transcript is spliced from 16 exons. NCBI's taxonomy places the organism in Eukaryota, Metazoa, Echinodermata, Echinoidea, Camarodonta, Strongylocentrotidae. Gene Ontology annotation, molecular function: calcium ion binding. Bases 1 to 1683 code for a protein of 560 amino acids. Gene Ontology annotation, cellular component: plasma membrane; protein-containing complex.